GGGCUUGGCUCAGGUGUCCACUCUGGGGCGGGGCUCUCCUCGAGAGAACUCUGGGCGGAGAGUUCCUCCUCCUCGUUCCUGUCCUAGGUGUCCCCUCCCGAGGCAGGGGGCGGGUGAAGUUUGGGAGUAGAGUAAUUGGGAGAUUCCCGGGCUUUGAGAGUGGGUGAGGGGGCUGGACCAGGCGUGGCUGGGCGUGAAGGGACAGGACAAAGCCAGGCAGGACAGGACAGGAGCCCAGAGGAGAUGAGAGGAAGUCCGGGACUGAGAUUAGGGAAACCCGAGGUUUGGUGGUAACAGAAAACAAAACGACCAAAAUAAAACUAACCAGACUAAAAAGACCUGAGGACGGGGCGGCCCGGGACAAAAGAACCAGAGAAAGGGUCUGGGCCGUUCCGGUGUUAAGACCUGAGAAUGUUUUCCCGGAAUCACCGGAGUCGGGUCACUGUUGCCCGGGGUUCUGCCCUGGAGAUGGAGUUCAAACGCGGCCGCUUUCGCCUCAGCCUCUUCUGCGACACCCCAGAGGAUACAGAGCUGCAGAGGAAGCUGGACCAUGAGAUCCGGAUGAGGGAAGGAGCCUGCAAGCUGCUGGCUGCUUGCUCCCAAAGGGAACAAGCCUUAGAGGCCACCAAGAGCUUGCUGGUCUGCAGCAGUCGAAUCCUCAGCUACAUGGGGGAACUGCAGCGUCGAAAGGAAGCGCAGGUGCUGGGGAGGACAGCAAGGCGGCCUUCAGAGACUGGGCCCCCAGAUGAACGCUCUGCGUGUCGUGGCACAGUUUGUAUCUCUGACAUCCGAAUCCCCCUCAUGUGGAAGGACACAGAGUAUUUCAAGAACAAGGGAGACCUACACCGAUGGGCUGUGUUCCUGUUGCUGCAGCUGGGGGGGAACAUCCAGGACACAGAGAUGGUCCUGGUAGACAGGACAUUAACAGACAUCUCGUUUCAGAGCAGUCUUCUUUUUAUGGAGGCAGGACCAGACUUUGAGCUGAGGCUGGAGUUGUACGGGGCCUGCGUGGAGGAGGAGGGAGCUCUGGCUGGGGCCCCCCGGAGACUGGCCAGCAAGCUCAGCAACUCUCUGGGAAGGUCCUCUGGAAGGCGAGUUCGGGCUUCACUGGAGAGCGCCGGGGGCUCUGGGAGUAGCAGUGCAGGGAAUCCCAUCCUGCUCCCCACCCCAGCUGUGGGAGGACCCCGAUAUCACCUCCUGGCCCAGACCACCCUGACUCUGGCGGCAGUACAGGAUGGCUUCCGAACUCAUGACCUCACCCUCACUAGUAACGAGGAGAACCCAGCCUGGCUGCCUCUCUAUGGCAGUGUGUGUUGUCGCCUGGCAGCUCAGCCCCUCUGCAUGACUCAGCCCGUCAUGAGUGGCACCCUCAGGGUGCAGCAUCAGGUCGGGGGCCAGCAGAGCUGGGGCCAGGUACAUGGCAUCCUGAAAGGAACCAACCUUUUCUGUUACCGCCAUCCUGGGGAAGCCAACACUCAAGAAGAUCCAUUGUUCACCAUUGCAAUCAACAAGGAGACUCGGGUCCGGGCUGGGGAGAAGGACCAGAGCCUGGGGGGACCUCUCACCCUCAGCAUCAGUAACCGGUAUGGGGGAGAUGAAGUGACUCACACAUUGCAAAUGGAGAGCCGGGGGGCCCUGCAACGCUGGAUGGAGGCUUUAUGGCAGCUCUUCUUUGACAUGAGCCAAUGGAAACAGUGCUGCGAUGAGCUCAUGAAGAUUGAAGUCCCUUCUCCACGAAAGCCACCUCCUGCACUGGCCAAGCAAGGCUCCCUCUACCAUGAGAUGGCUAUUGACCCUUUAGAUGACAUCGCGGCAGUGACGGACAUCCUGGCGAAGCAGGAGGGCCCCCCUCUGGAUGUUCCCCCACCCUGGCUGGCCUUAUUUACAGAGAAGCUACCCUCCUCGAAGCAUCCAAUCCAUGCACCCCGAAGCCCCUCUCCACCCCGUGCCUGCCCAGGCUCUCGAGCCACUCCCUGGGGCCGGCCCCGUACCCUCUCCCUGGACGCUGCUCCCCGAGGCCGCCCCCCACUUCCUCCCCGAUCCAGCUCUAGUUCCAGCUCAGGCUCUGGAAGCCCUGCCCCCCGACAGCGGUCUCCUCCAGCCCGGGGUUUCCGGGCAAAAGCUCGGCCCUGGCUCCAGUCACCUGUGUGAGGGGUUGAAGAAGGGGGUGCUACUGGAAACAAGGUAAUGCUAGAAGAGGAAUUGCUUUCUGAUGUCCCUCAAAGGAGUGGUGUCAGGGGACAGUCAGUGGUGCCACAGAUGAGGGUUCUUGGGAUGGCCAACUUGAUGCCUGGCUCUGCUGUGGUUUGAGUGAGAAUGUAAACCCCUUCCCAACUGUGGUGCCACCACAAGGGGACCUUGUCCACAGCUGGCUGGUGGACUCGGGCCAACUCCUGAGAGAAAACUGGAACACCCCCCAGCCCAACUGCACUACCCUAUCUUGGGCAAGAGUGAGGUGGGCAGCCCCUGAGGCUCUGGAGGGAGGGAGGGAGCUGUAAUGCCAGAAAGGGUGCCUGCCCCUACACUCAAUCAUUAAAGUCUAUUUAAUAUCAUGAA
Gracilinanus agilis (Agile Gracile Mouse Opossum) is the source of this 2556-nucleotide messenger RNA. RefSeq names its product rhotekin (gene RTKN). The transcript is spliced from 12 exons. Bases 412 to 2151 code for a protein of 579 amino acids. The record is from RefSeq and is a predicted model, not a curated record. Gene Ontology annotation, biological process: signal transduction; actomyosin contractile ring assembly; mitotic cytokinesis. NCBI's taxonomy places the organism in Eukaryota, Metazoa, Chordata, Mammalia, Didelphimorphia, Didelphidae. Gene Ontology annotation, cellular component: actomyosin contractile ring.